AUGGCUCACUACCCAUUACGUUCUCCGUCCAGCACCAACAUUCAUCCGAAUGCUCGAUGGCAACAGAAUGGUAUCACUGUGGCUGGAGGAAAUCGACAAGGCAAUGGAAUCAAUCAACUCUCUAACCCAUGGGGUUUGUAUGUUGAUGAUGAUCAAAGUGUCUAUGUCACUGAUACAUCGAAUCAUCGUAUUGUGGAAUGGAAAUGGGGUGCGAUGAGCGGCCAAGUGGUUGCCGGUGGAAAUGAACAAGGAAGUGGGGCUCAUCAGUUGUCUUACCCACAAGAUGUGAUUGUCGACAAAGAGAGAGAUAGUCUCAUCAUCUGCGAUUAUCCGAAUAGAAGAGUGGUUCGAUGGCCUCGUCGAAAUGGGACAAGUGGAGAAACGAUCAUCUCCAACAUCGCUUGUGUGGGUUUGACAAUGGACGAGAAUGGAUCUCUCUAUGUCACUGACAUUGGAAAUCAUGAAGUGAGACGAUAUCGAAGAGGAGAAUCUCAAGGAACAGUGGUUGCAGGUGGCAAUGGAAGUGGAAAUCGUCUCGAUCAACUUUCUUACCCACAAUACGUAUUCGUCGAUCUAGAUCAUUCAGUGUACGUGUCUGGAUGGGGAAAUCAUCGUGUGAUGAAAUGGGUGGAAGAUGCAAAACAAGGCAUUGUCGUGGCUGCUGGUCAAGGACUAGGAAAUGGUCUUACACAAUUGUCAUAUCCUGAAGGAGUCGUUGCCGAUCAAUUGGGCACUGUCUAUGUGGCUGAUAAUGGGAAUCAUCGAAUCAUGCGUUGGCCCAAAGGAGCCACACAGGGAAGUGUCAUUGUUGGUGGAAACGGUAGAGGAGAACAAUCGAACCAACUCAAUGAACCCACUGGUUUGUCAUUCGAUCGACACGGCAAUCUCUAUGUCGUCGAUUGUGAAAAUCAUCGUGUACAAAAAUUCAAUAUCGAAUUUAAUGGAUAG
This is a messenger RNA of Rotaria sp. Silwood2, 948 nucleotides long. The record is from the annotation of a GenBank genome assembly. Lineage: Eukaryota; Metazoa; Rotifera; Eurotatoria; Philodinida; Philodinidae.